Trichomycterus rosablanca is the source of this 2237-nucleotide messenger RNA. RefSeq names its product glucokinase (hexokinase 4) (gene gck). Gene Ontology annotation, cellular component: mitochondrion; cytosol. The transcript is spliced from 10 exons. The record is from RefSeq and is a predicted model, not a curated record. Gene Ontology annotation, biological process: glycolytic process; carbohydrate phosphorylation; glucose metabolic process. Bases 296 to 1759 code for a protein of 487 amino acids. Gene Ontology annotation, molecular function: D-glucose binding; ATP binding; glucokinase activity. Lineage: Eukaryota; Metazoa; Chordata; Actinopteri; Siluriformes; Trichomycteridae.
AGUAGUAGUAGUAUUAUAUGGUUUUAGAUAUAUGGGUUAGAUCAGAAAAGACAGUACAUUAUAAGGAAUCAGAGGUUAAAAAUCCCACCCCUCUGGAUACUGGCUAUUACACACAUGCUGGAUUUUAACACCAACAACAUAAAGCAGCAAGAUAAAGCUUUAGAGAAGAUGUAAGUAAGAGAUGCAUCUGCAAGCGCUGAACCACGUGUCAAGAGUAAAAAUGUAUCAGCAAGAUUCAGUUAGAGCCAAAUCACAGAACAGAGAUUCAAACAUCUAAAUCUGAAGAACACAACUAAUGAGGAGUCAUUCUGAGAAAGAAAACAAGUCAUCUGAAUUAAAUUGGAAAAGGUUUGUACCCAUGACUGGUGGGAGAUGUAAGAUGGAUCUUCACAUCAUGAAGAAGGUGGAUCAAAUCCUGUCUGAGUUCGAGCUGAGUAAAGAAGAGCUGAAGGAGGUGAUGGGGCGGAUGCAGAGAGAGAUGCACAGGGGGCUUCGGGUUGAAACCCACAACGAGGCCAGUGUUAAAAUGCUGCCCACGUAUGUCUGCUCCACUCCAGAAGGUUCCGAGGUGGGAGACUUCUUGGCUUUGGACCUCGGUGGCACCAAUUUCCGUGUGAUGUUGGUGAUGGUAGGUGAGGAUGAGGAGAGAGGUUGGAAGGUGGAGACCAAACACCACAUGUACUCCAUUCCCGAGGAUGCCAUGACUGGCACUGCCGAAAUGCUCUUUGACUACAUUGCGGAGUGCAUAUCUGACUUUUUGGAUAAACAUCACAUUAAACAUAAGAAGCUCCCUUUGGGCUUCACCUUCUCGUUUCCGGUCCGCCAUGAGGAUUUAGAUAAGGGAAUCCUGCUGAAUUGGACUAAAGGCUUCAAGGCGUCUGGUGCUGAAGGAAACAACAUUGUUGGUCUGCUCAGAGACGCUAUCAAGAGAAGAGGGGACUUUGAGAUGGACGUGGUUGCGAUGGUGAAUGACACCGUUGCCACAAUGAUCUCUUGUUACUAUGAGGACCGGAGCUGUGAGGUUGGCAUGAUAGUGGGUACUGGUUGUAAUGUGUGCUACAUGGAGGAGAUGCACAUGGUGGAACUGGUGGAGGGGGAGGAGGGCAGGAUGUGUGUAAACACUGAAUGGGGGGCGUUCGGUGAUAACGGAGAGCUGGAAGACUUUCGUCUGGAAUACGACCGUGUGGUGGACGAGUCAUCGCUGAACCCAGGACAUCAGCUAUAUGAGAAACUGAUCAGUGGGAAGUACAUGGGUGAACUGGUACGGCUGGUGUUGAUGAAGCUGGUGAAUGAAGACCUGCUCUUUAACGGUGAAGCAUCAGAAACACUAAAAACACGUGGAAGCUUUGAGACUCGCUUCGUAUCCCAGAUUGAGAGUGACACGGGUGACAGGAAGCAGAUUUACAACAUCCUGAGCUCGCUGGGUGUCCUGCCCUCUGAGCUGGACUGUGAUAUUGUGCGUCUGGCAUGUGAGAGCGUGUCCACUCGUGCCGCGCACAUGUGUGGGGCAGGACUGGCUGGUGUAGUCAAUCUCAUGAGAGAGCGCCGCUGCCUGGACGAGUGGAAGAUUACAGUGGGAGUGGACGGCUCCGUCUACAAACUCCACCCACGUUUCAAGGACCUGUUCCACAAGACCGUCAGGGAGCUGACUCCUAACGGUGACAUCACCUUCAUCCAGUCAGAGGAGGGAAGCGGACGAGGCGCUGCACUCAUCUCUGCUGUGGCCUGCAAGAUGGCUGCUCGUAUCAUAACGCCGUGAUGGACGAGGUCGUGGACCGGUCUGUAAAUCCUGUAUAUGUAGGUCCUGCUGAAGGGUCACUGCAACAAUGCAGUGUGAGGGACGCUCAUGUGGGCUGGCGGUAGAACGCUCUUACACAGGAUGUGUGUUUGUUAAUAUGAAUGUGGGGAGAACAUGGAGUCAACAGAUUUUGGAAACUGACUCAGUGGUUUAUGUAUAUAUACAAUUGUUUAUAUCCAAGAUGUGCAAAAUGAAUAAUGAUAAUUGUUUGUGUGAAUAUUUUAACCAUUUAACUUAAUUUCUCAUGUUUGUAUUUUUCUAACAGUGUAGCUGUUCCUUUGGGUGUUCCACACCAGUUAAAUGCUUUUAUUUUAUUUAUACAUGUAUAUGGUCUUUUUAUUCUCUAAUAUUAUAACUCAAUGUAAAAAUUAUGAUUCACAGUCGAGGAAUUUACACUGAUAAAUUGUUUAACUCUUGUAAAUAAAGGUAGUCUAAUGUA